Molecule: messenger RNA, 2560 nt
Organism: Salvia miltiorrhiza (redroot sage)
Lineage: Eukaryota; Viridiplantae; Streptophyta; Magnoliopsida; Lamiales; Lamiaceae
Product: LRR receptor kinase SERK2-like
Exons: 4
Coding region: 322-2346 (674 amino acids)
Biological process (GO): protein phosphorylation
Molecular function (GO): protein binding; protein kinase activity; ATP binding
Source: RefSeq, a predicted model, not a curated record
UCUCCUCUCUCUCUCUCUCUCACGCAUACACACACUCACAGAGAGAGAAUUAGAAAGCGACACACACUCACACAGUGAGGAGUACCCUUCUGAAACCCCUGGGCGAGGGCGAAAUAGAGAGAGAGGGAGAGAGCUCUGAGACUCCAUUUUACUUGCACAAAAAUAAAAUAAAAAACAAUCUUUUCAUACAAGUGGGCUUAGCAAAAACCCCCAUUGAUAAAGAUCCAAACUUUACGCACCACUUUGGUUUAGCAAAGAAGAUAGAGCUAGCUUUCUUCCAAACCAACUUUCCCACUACACAUUUUGCUUGGAAUCCCAAAAAUGGCUUUCCUCCCCCUUUUCACAGUCCUCCUCACACUGCUCCUUCCAUUCCACUCUCUCUCUCAACCCUCAACAACUCUCUCUCUCCUCAUGGCCAUCAAAUCCUCACUAGACCCUCGAGGCGUCAUUCUCUCAUCGUGGUCUCCCAAUGCCACUGACCCAUGCAGUGCCUCCUUUGAAGGGCUUGCCUGCAAUGAGCAUAGCCAAGUGGUCAACAUCACCUUGCAAGGAAGAGGGCUUUCUGGAAAAAUCCCACCUCAGAUUGGCCACCUCAAGAGCUUGGUUGGCUUGUACCUCCACUUCAACAAGCUUCAUGGGGUUGUACCUAGUGAGAUUGCUAACUUGACCAACCUCUCAGAUCUGUACCUCAAUGUCAAUAAUCUCUCCGGUGAUAUUCCCCCUCAGAUUGGUGACAUGUCUAAUCUUCAAGUGUUGCAGCUGUGUUAUAACAAUUUAAGUGGCAAUAUUCCGACACGGCUUGGCUCUCUCAAGAAACUCAGUGUUCUUGCUCUACAGUCCAACCAGUUGGGUGGUGCAAUUCCAGCCAGUUUGGGGGAUUUAAUGAUGUUAAAUAGGUUGGAUUUGAGUUUCAAUCGCCUCUUUGGCUCGAUCCCGGUGAAAUUGGCUGUUCUGCCCUUGCUCAAAGUUCUUGACAUCCGAAACAACACUCUCUCUGGCAAUGUCCCUCUAGCCUUGAAGAGACUGGAUGAAGGUUUCCAGUAUGCAAACAAUGCAGAACUGUGUGGCCUCAGUUUCUCUUCUCUGGGAAUCUGCAGUGCUUCUGAUCGAAACUCCAAUGGGCCGGAGCCUUUUGGAGCUAGCACGAGUCGUCUACCUUCUAAAGACAUUCCAGAGUCGGCAAAUGUGGAGCACAACGGAGGGAAUCAGUCGAGGAGGUCUCAAUCCGCUGCAGUGGUUGUAGUGGUUGGACUUGUUGUUGCCUUGGCUGUGGCGGGGCUGUUCUCGUUCUCAUGGUAUCGGAGGCAGAAGCAGAGGAUCGGGAGUGCAUUUGAUUCUGUUGAUGGCCGUCUGAGCACUGACGGGGCGAAGGAGGCUUGCAGGAGAAGUGCCUCGCCUCUCAUCAGCCUGGAGUACUCAAACGGCUGGGACCCUCUGGCGAAGCGCCAGGAUGUGAGCAGCUUCUCGCAGGAGGUGCUCGAGAGCUACAUGUUCAACUUGGACGAGGUUGAGUCCGCGACGCAGUACUUCUCGGAGAUGAACUUGCUGGGGAAGAGCAGCUUCUCUGCCGUCUACAAGGGGACGCUGAGGGACGGAUCGACAGUUGCAAUCAAGUGCAUAUCGAAGAUCAGCUGCAAGUCCGAUGAGGCCGAGUUUCUCAAGGGGCUGAAGCUGCUUACCUCGUUGAAACACGAGAACCUUUUGAGGCUGAGAGGCUUCUGCUGCUCCAAGGGCAGGGGAGAGUGCUUCCUCGUGUACGACUUCGUCUCAAACGGGAGCUUGCUGCAUCACCUCGACGUCAGCGCAGGGAAGGCUCUUGACUGGCCAACCAGGAAGUAUAUCAUCAAAGGGAUUGCCAAAGGCAUCGAGUACUUGCACAAGAGCCAGAACAGCAAUCCUACAUUGGUGCACAGCAACAUAUCAGCGGAGAAGGUGCUGAUCGACCACCACUACAACCCGUUGCUCUCGGACUCGGGGCUUCACAAGCUGUUAGCAGACGACAUAGUGUUCUCGACCCUCAAGGGCAGUGCUGCGAUGGGAUACCUUGCUCCCGAGUACACCACCACCGGGCGGUUCACUGAGAAGAGCGACGUCUACGCCUUUGGGAUGAUCAUAUUCCAAAUCCUGUCCGGCAAAAGUAGGAUCACGCAGCUCAACUGCCAUGGCGCGGAGAUCUCAAGGUUCGAGGACUUCAUCGAUGCAAAUCUUGCCGGGAAGUUCAAGGAAUCCGAGGCCACCAGGCUAGGGGAGCUCGCGCUUCUCUGCACCCACGAGUCUCCCGACCACAGGCCCGACAUCGGAGCCGUGAUGCAAGAACUGCACCACAUCCCUUCCACCUCUUGCUAGGAAAGAUGCUACCUACUACUAAUUCCAGACUCAUCUGCAACUGCUUGUGUUGUGUUGUGUCUCACAUGAUGUAUGUAUCUAAGCCAGUUUAGGUAACUUGCAUCACUCAUCUCAUUGUAACUCUACUUUUUUCACUCAUCUUACUCUUGUAAGAUUAGCUCAUUCUGCAAUUAAUUGCCUCCUAAUUGUGAAUCAAAUAUCAUCAUUUUAAAUC